Molecule: messenger RNA, 3900 nt
Organism: Toxoplasma gondii ME49
Lineage: Eukaryota; Apicomplexa; Conoidasida; Eucoccidiorida; Sarcocystidae
Gene: CPC2
Product: cathepsin CPC2
Exons: 10
Coding region: 1233-3494 (753 amino acids)
Cellular component (GO): lysosome
Molecular function (GO): cysteine-type endopeptidase activity
Source: RefSeq, a predicted model, not a curated record
UUCUCGCAUCUCGGCCCCUCGCGUUAGGAGCGAGCACCCCGCUCUCGUGUCUGCAUUUUCUUCCAAGAAAGAGAAAGACAAGCACCGCAAAAGUCGUCAGAAACGUCGGUUGUUCCAGUCAAAGCUGCACUGGGUGUUCCAUGUCUUCUUGAGCUAGCCUCCCUGAGACGCAGCCCGCUUCCGAGGAACUAGCCAGGAAGAACGGGGUGAGUUCUAGCGUUGUGUCGGCGCAUUCUUCCACAGUUUUGCGUUUCCGGAACGCCGCGUUCCUCUCUCAGUUCACUGAGUUUCUUGUCUUGUCGGAUUUAGUGAAGAAGUCGCUCGACAGCCACACCUGGAACUCGUGGAAAUACCCCGCGAAUUCCUGCCCCCGCACAGCGAACCGGCUGCGAGCGCAGGCGCCAGUGUUCAUUUGUCUGUCUCUUUUUCUGGAUUUUUGCCGUCGUUUUUCCCUCGAGUACCCUGUCGAGUUCAACCGGCAAAUAUGCCGUUGACCGGGCCCCGCGGAGCUCUCGAUGGAUGCGGUAAAAGCGAGGUUUCAACGGAGUGGAAGCUCGGCGAGAACCCCAGAUCUCGCGCAUGCGCUGUCUUGUGGCCGGGGAUAUCAAGAGGGUCAAGAGAAACAGCUCGAGUUUCCAGCGGAGCUGAAAAAAAAGCUGAUGUAAAAUGCACUUGAGGUCGACAGACACUCUGUUGAACAAGCCCUGCGUUUCGCAACUGGACCAACGAGAUGUUUUUGAUAUCCUCACGGUUUCUUUCCUUUAAAAAUCCGUCUCGUGACCUGUUUCACCCCACGACAAUCCGUCAAGUCAACAAGCAAGGUCCAGGGAAUCGAAGUCGUCUUUGUAAAUCUACUCCUCCUGCUUCCGGUUAAUAUUGACGCAGUCAUAAAUAAAUAACAUUUAUGUAAACAGCAUUUAUAAACAAUAUAUAUAUAUAUAUAUACAUGUAUAUAAACAGUAUAUAUACAUACUAUAUACAUAUAUCCAUAUAGAUAUAGAUAUAUGUAGAGGCAGAGAGAGCUCUGAGAGGGAGUUUUCGUUCUGACGAACAGUUGCAGUUUCUUCUUCAGAGAAAUCCGGGAGAAUUCGUUGUGUUGGCGAACUCGCUUCCUCCUUUCCUUCGAAGGCAAAUGGUGGGUGAGGAUUUUCUGUUGACGCUCCGAAGGUGACAUUUGGGGAGAGGCCGACUCUCGACCCUCUGUGACGAGAUAUCCGGCACAAGCAUUUCCGAUGUCGGCGGCUGUGGAGCCUCGCGGCCGUCUUUCUGAUGGCUGCUGCAGACGACGGCUGACGCCGGCAGCGGUCCUCUUUCUCUGCCGCGUACUCGUCUUGUUCUGGGUGAACGAAGCAGAACCGGCGAACGGGGACUUGCCUGCCCACUGUCUCGUGAAACAUGUCUUAGGAGAAUGGGAGAUUCAAGAAGGUCUCUGGCUCCCCUGCCAAGAAGAAGGAAACCUGACGACUGACGCGGCCCGACUGCACGAUCCGUACUGCGGAUACGGCAUCCCAGACAGAGUUGACGCACAUGGUCCGAUGACGCCUCCCAAUGUUUCGGCGAGUUUCCACGCGCUGCGGACCUCGCGCUUCACUCUGUUUCCGGAUUUCCGUAUCGAAUUUGAGGACGGCUCCUCCGGUCUCUGGACUCUAGUGUACGACGAGGGCCUUCACUUCGAGGUUUCGACUCCGCAAAACAGGCGUUUCUUUGCUUUCUUCAAAUACCAACUGGCUCCGGACGGUCAGAACCGCGCCUGGAGCUACUGUCACACGACUUUGGUCGGCUGGUGGGAACGCCCUGCUGCCCCAAACCUGUCUCUCCAAGACGUCGAGAAAGCUCCGCCGGUCUACGACAUCCCGGAGCCCAUUGCCCCCGAUACUGCUGCUGACGCGUUGCUGAAGUCGGUCAAACGAGGCUGUUGGUGGGGAAGAAAAGUAGGCGAAGACCUUUCCGUUCCGACCAACGAAGUCCCCAAGGAACGCCGCACCCCUCUGGAAGUCCCUCUGUGGCCUACUUCUCGUCCGCCUGACGUCCGAACGGUUGCUGCUGUCGUGAGGAAGAAUCUCGCCGCGGAUGCCCCAUGGGAGCCUUUGGACGAGGAGUAUGUCGAAAUUCGAGGGAGAAAGCUGCGCACAAUGGAGGAGGUCUGGGCGCAUGCAGGACACCAGCCUCUGUUGAUUUCCAGGCAAAACAUAGAGUCGACGCACUUGACACUCAGUGUCAGACCUCCCCUUCAUUUGCUCGCUGGGAUAAAGCCUUUUGGAAGUCCUGCAGGAUCCGAUCCGCCCUGGCGAACCGUUCGCGACUUCGACUGGGCUAACGAAGACCAUGUCGCUCUCAGGAUCGGACGGCGACAGUCAGUUAUUCCAGAUGCCCCGAAUCAAGGAGGCUGUGGUUCUUGCUACGCGAUCGCAACUGGAACUGUCCUCACUUCAAGACUCUGGAUUCGAUACGCAGCGAACGACGACGUUUUCGGCAAGGUCAACGUCAGCGCUUUCCAGGGAACAAGCUGCAACGUGUACAACCAAGGGUGCGGCGGCGGCUACGUAUUCCUGGCGCUGAAGUUCGGGCAGGAACAUGGCUUCCGUACAGAAGACUGCGUCAGCGAAUACCACGCCAUGGCUGACAAGCACAAAGGUUCACUUUCGCCGAACUUGCAGACUUGUUUCGACCUUGGCGGCCAGCUCGGGACCUCAGCGUUCGGCUGCCAGGCACCUCCAGCUCGAGCUUCUCUGCCGGAUUCCUGCAAUUUAUCUGUCAAAGUGACUUCUUGGCACUAUGUCGGAGGCGUUUACGGAGGGUGUUCGGAGGACGACAUGCUGCGAACGCUCUGGGAGCAUGGUCCGAUGGCAGCAUCCAUCGAACCUACGAUUGCUUUCACUGUCUACAAGAAGGGCGUUUUCAGAGCUGCGUACAACAGCCUCGUCGAGCAGGGGGACAACUGGGUCUGGGAGAAGGUCGACCAUGCCGUGGUUAUUUCCGGCUGGGGCUGGGCGAAGCACGGAGAUUCGUGGCUGCCGUACUGGAAAGUUCGGAAUUCAUGGGGAACGAAAUGGGGAGAAGGCGGCUACGCACGAGUGCUGCGAGGUGUCAACGAAAUGGCAAUCGAGCGCGUCGCUGUUGUCGGGGAAGUUUCGCUUUUUCGCGGGGGGGAACACAUUCCACCCUUGCUCGCAAGGUCUCUCGAUUCACAGGGAAGUUCGAACGCUUCCAAAGACAGCGAAAGGGGGGAGACGCUGGUCGAAUCUGUGAGUCCCGUUUUCCGCGGAAGCGCGUCGGGUUCCGAAAGUGGAAACCCAAGAGACGCGGCGACGAAUGAAAGUGCAGACAUGUCGGAGUCUGCAGACGCAGACGCAGAGUCUUCGUCGGGGAGUGACGAUGACGAAGACGGGGAUAUGGAGAAAGGUGAUGUGGAGUCGACAACAAAACAAACGACUCUUUUCCGGCCUAUCCAGCGUCACGGCGAAGUGUUGGAAGAAAAGAGAACGGGUGAAUGAAAAAAGGCUUUCAAUCGACUCUUUAGGUGGAGCGAAAAACGCCAGCUGUGUCCGGGCGAACGUUCGCAGAAGCAAAAGGAUUUCUGAGUCACCGGUUCGCAACUUGCGGCCGUGUUUCGACUUCGUCCCCCGUGAAAAAAAACGUUUGAAUGGUAAAUCCAAGCAAAAGCGGUUGGACGGCUCAGUAGGAUUCAGACGCGUGCGUGAAACGCGUUUGAGGUUGUUUUUCUUGAAAUUGUUUUGUGUCGCAUCUAGCGACGUCCGGAGACCAUUUUGUUACGGCCAAACUCCAAUGACAGUGAGCGAUUUCCGGGUUGAAGCUUUCCUGUCUCCCGGCAACUGUUACAUUUCUGCUGUUUUCCGUUCGAUGCGCAUAAAGGCUGAAAAUGACGGCUCUGACCUCCGG